GCGCGGGAGCUCGGCCGGGCUGUGUCGGGCUGUGUCUGUGCGCGGCGCGAUGGCGGCGGACGUGAAGGUGUCGCGGUGCCGCCUGGACGCAGACGGCUGCGUGUGUCUGCGCGACAUGCUGCUGGCCUUCAACAGCCCCAUCACGGAGCAGCACGCGUGGGCGCUGGUGCACGGCUGCGCGCGCUGCCUCAAGGCGGCCGUGGAGUCUGACCGCCGCAGCUGCCUGCUCGUCAAGGAGCUGGGCCACGUGCUGAUACACCGCGACGGGCACGUGCACGCCAGCACGGUGUUCGGCGGCCGCCACGCCUCAGGGUCCAGAUCGCCCAUGACCUCGGAGAAGGAGCUGGUGAGCCACCUGGGCUACACGGUGUUCCAAGCCCUGGACUUCGGCUUCGGCGAGGAGGAGCAGCGGGAGCUGAGUCCGGACCUGAGCCGCCUCAUCGACCGCAUGACCUCCGCCGACGAGGUGCGGGAGGCCCAGCACGAGACUGAUGACGAGGGCAUCGAGCGAGACUCGGGAGACAGCGACGAGGAGAGCUCGCAGUACUGCACCCUGGACACCGUCAUAGAGCACUGCAUGAACCACCUGGCGGCGUCCACGCCCCAGGAGGCUGACGCCCACUACCGCGCCGUGUGCCGCGCGCUGGUGGCGGAGGCCCUGGAGCUGUCCUCCUUCCUCGACAAGGUGUCCCAGGGCACGCACGAGCUGCAGCAGCAGGCCGCCGCCCACUCCAAGGACCUGGACCAGCUCAAGUUCACGGACUGGGCGCGCCUCUGGGUGCAGGUGAUCCGCGAGCUGAGGCACGGCGUCAACCUCAAGAAGGUGGGGCUGGCGCACGGCCGCGCGCCCAUCGAGUACGAGCUCACGCCCUACGAGAUCCUCAUGGACGACAUCCGCUCGCGCCGCUACAAGCUCAACAAGGUCAUGGUGGACGGCGACAUCCCGCACCGCGUCAAGAGGGACGCGCACGCCGUCAUCCUCGAGUUCAUCCGCUCCCGCCCGCCGCUGCGCAAGGCGGCGGACCGCCAGCUCGCCCCCGCGAGAGGCCGGCCCAAGGCGCCCCGGGAGCUGCUCAUGGAGGCCAUCAAGCAGGGCCGGCGGCUGCGCCCCGCCUACAGUCCGCUCAAGAAGCGAGUGAUCCCGGUGGAGCCCGUGGCGCCCCCUGCGUCCAAGGACACGCCCAAGUCCACCCGCCGCCUCAUCAGGGUCGACUUCUCCCGCCUCAAGUUGCAGGACGAGGACGACGAUGACGACGAAGAGGACCUGCCGUCGCCGCCAGUCCGCGGCACCCAGAGGGACUCCCACGCCGGCUCCUCGACCAAGAAGGCGUCCCCCUGGCGCCGGACAGGUACCCUCACGCCCCAGGAGUAUCACAGCUACAUCGACAGCGCCCUAGCGUCCUACGACCUGGCCACGCAGUGCCCGGCGCGCAGGGCCGUGGUGCGCAGACACACCAUCGUGGCGGCGGCGGCCGAGGCGGGCACGCAGUCGCUGCCCCACUCGCGGCCGGCGUCGCGCGGCCCGGCGCUGUCCUCGGCCAGCUCGGAGACGGACUACUCCAACAUGCUGGGCUGCGCCCUGCCCGAGAUGUCGUGGUCUCGGAGCUCCCUGCAGGACGAGCUGCUGCACUCGAAGAACUGGCAGCAGGCGAUGGAGUGCGUGUCGCUCACGCUCGAGGAGAUCGUGCACAUCCGGAGCGUGCUGACCAAGGCGGAGCUCGAGGGGCUGCCGGUCGAAGGCCACGUCAAGGAGGACGUGGAGAAGAGGAAGGUGUGUUUCCUGUGCUUGAAGACGAGGUUCGGGCUGUUCGGUCCGCGCGGGAACGAGUGCAAGCUGUGCAAGAGGACGAUCUGUUCGCGCUGCUCGUCCAAGAUGCGCAUCCCUACGGAGCACUUCUCACAGGUGCCGGUGUACGCGCUGAGCCCCGGACUGUCGUCGCCCGAGGAGGAAGCCAAGGACUCGUUCCCGCGCUCGCUCAUGAGCCGGCUGAUGGUGCCUCAAGGGGCGCGCAACAGCGUGGGCAGCGCGCCCUCCAGCCCGCACCUGACCCGCGGGGAGUCAGCCUCGGCGCCCGGCUCGGGCAUGGGCUCCAGCAUGGCGGACAGCAUGGAGGGGCCCAUGUCGCUGCCCGCCUGCAGCCCUGCCUCCGCGUCGGGCGACCGCAGGUCGCGUCUGAACCGGUCGAUGACCAUGGGCCAGCCGCAGAUCAAGAAGGAGAAGCUGAAGGGCCUGCAGAUGAUCGUGUGCCACGACUGCAAGAUGAUGGUGAUCCAGAUCAUCAAGACCUCGCGCACAAGCCGCAACAACGCGAUCCGCAACCUCACCCUCAACCUGUCUCCCGUCUACUGAGGGGGCCCGCGCGCCUGGCCGCACGAGUCGUGUUGGGAGCGGCGCAGCCCGGCGAUCCUGCAGCAUCGAUGAAACACUGUUCGCAGCUGAGAAAUGUCAGCUGAGUUCGGUAUUCUGAUGUACAAAAUCUCAAGCACCCAUAAAACCAUUUUUUGUACAGUCA
Bacillus rossius redtenbacheri is the source of this 2513-nucleotide messenger RNA. RefSeq names its product protein spire (gene spir). The transcript is spliced from 14 exons. Gene Ontology annotation, biological process: cleavage furrow formation; establishment of meiotic spindle localization; polar body extrusion after meiotic divisions. Gene Ontology annotation, molecular function: actin binding. The record is from RefSeq and is a predicted model, not a curated record. Bases 50 to 2350 code for a protein of 766 amino acids. NCBI's taxonomy places the organism in Eukaryota, Metazoa, Arthropoda, Insecta, Phasmatodea, Bacillidae. Gene Ontology annotation, cellular component: cytoplasmic vesicle membrane; cell cortex.